AUGAAUGACUGUGUCGGAUGCUCAGAAGGUCACUAUCCAAACAAAGACCAAACACAAUGUAUUCCAAAGACAAUAAGCUUCUUGAUGUUGGAAGAACCUUUGGGGAUGAGCUUAGCUUUCCUCUCUGCCUUUUUCUCACUGCUCACAAUAUUGGUCCUAGUCAUUUUCAUUACACAUCAGAACACACCACUCGUCAGGGCCAACAACCGGAAUCUGACUUACAUGCUCCUCACCUCUCUUCUGCUCUGCUUUCUCUGCCCCUUCAUCUUCAUCAGCCCCCCGAGCACAGUGACUUGCCUUCUUCGACAAGUGACUUUUGGUAUCAUUUUCACAGUGACUGUUUCUUGUGUGUUGGCCAAAACCAUCACUGUGGUUCUGGCCUUUGGGGCCACCAAACCAGGAUCCAGAAUGAGGAAAUGGGUGGGGACAAGACUGGCAAGCACCACUGUGCUUUCUUGUUCCCUUAUCCAAAUUGGUAUUUGUGCUGUGUGGUUGGGAACAUCUCCACCUUUCCCCAAUUCUGACUCGCACUCUGUGACGGACAAAAUAAUACUAGACUGUAAUGAAGGGUCGGUUGCCAUGUUUUACUGUGUCCUGGGCUACAUGGGCUUCCUUGCCUUUGUCAGUUUUGUUGUAGCAUUUUUAGCCCGGAAACUGCCUGACAGCUUUAAUGAGGCCAAAUUUAUCACCUUUAGCAUGUUGUUGUUUUGUAGUGUUUGGGUCUCUUUUGUUCCAGUGUACCUGAGCACCAAGGGGAAAUACAUGGUGGCUGUGGAGAUCUUCUCCAUCUUGGCCUCCAGUGCUGGCUUAUUAGGUUUCAUCUUUUCCCCCAAAUGCUACAUCAUUGUGUUGAGACCUGAUCUAAAUGACAAACAGCAGUUAAUAAGGAGGAAACAGUAG
Molecule: messenger RNA, 900 nt
Organism: Podarcis muralis (Common wall lizard)
Lineage: Eukaryota; Metazoa; Chordata; Lepidosauria; Squamata; Lacertidae
Source: RefSeq, a predicted model, not a curated record